Fomitopsis serialis is the source of this 3129-nucleotide messenger RNA. RefSeq lists its product as uncharacterized. NCBI's taxonomy places the organism in Eukaryota, Fungi, Basidiomycota, Agaricomycetes, Polyporales, Fomitopsidaceae. The transcript has 9 exons. The coding region runs from base 1 to 3129 and encodes 1042 amino acids. Gene Ontology annotation, biological process: regulation of DNA-templated transcription. The record is from RefSeq and is a predicted model, not a curated record. Gene Ontology annotation, molecular function: zinc ion binding; DNA-binding transcription factor activity, RNA polymerase II-specific.
AUGCCCCGCAACACGGCCCCAAUCAUCACGCAGCCGGACCUCGACAUGUACCUGGCGCGCGUCAAUGGCCACCUGCUGACACUUAUGGGCGGCGGUCUUGUGGAGAAGAAGGAAAAGGAGCUGUUGUCCGCGAAGCAGCGCGAGAAGUUUGAAAAGCUCAUUGACCCCGCUGUCUACCAAGUCUUCGGCGCGUGGUCUCAGGACAUGAGCCCAGAGGCACGCCCGAAGGCACCCAGGCUCCUGCUCUCCGCCAUGCUCGAGCUAAGCUACUCGACGAAGGAGGCUCCCGUGCUCUUUUCCAACAUCCGGCCCGACGACCCCCGAGUAGCAAAGUGCCGUUGGCUCAAUCCGCUCGCUCCCAGCGGUCUGCCGCCGCCCGUCCCCACGAAAGCCCCGGAGCCCGGCCCAUCUCGAGAGCCGCAGACUGUUCGUUUCCAGCACCUGGCGGCCGACGAGGAGGACGAUGAGGGAAUGGAUGGAGUGGUAGAUAGUGGGCAGAUGGAUGUUGGAGAAGACGGUGAGGAGGAGAUGCCGGUCGAGGAGGACAUGGAAGAGGUGGUCGUGGACAAGAAAGGGAAAGGCAAGGCCGUUCCGGCCGCGUCGCGGCGAUUGGGCUCGAAGGCUGCCGUGGUUGACGAGGAAGUGGACGAAGAGGACGCCGAACAGAGCGAGCUGGAGGAUGAGGAGGUUGGGCAGCAGGAAGCCCGCCGCCCGGCGAAGAAAGCAAAGCCAUCCAAAGGCAUUUUGAAGGCGACGGCCGAGGAGAUGAACGAAGAGCGUGCCAAGUUCAAAAUCGACUACAGCAAAGAGAAGACGCGAAGGCUCGAGUACGUGCGGCCCAUGCCGUACACAUGCAUCUGGUGCAGGGGCUUCCCUUGCCAGAUCUCGGCACCCAGGGGAUCCGAAUUCAAAGUCGACGGCACUCUCCGAAAGUUGCCCCCCGCCUGCGACUUCUGCCACGUCAAGAAGAUAAAGUGUGAGCCCAUCGACACCGACGGCACGUUCCAGCCAGCGCGUGGGCCCCGACGGCGGUCUUCAUCACGGGCCAGCAGCGUGGCCAGCGACGCGGAAGUAAGCGAUGCCGAGGCCCCUCCAACGACGGCCGACGGGUCCGACGACGACAGCGACGCCGGCUCGGUCGCGACAACGGCCAGCCGCAGGACUACGCGCAGAAGCGCUACGCCUUCCCGCCUUCCCACCACCGUGACUGCAAAGCCACCCAGCAAGGUCAGUACGGGUCCCAAGGCCGCCCCGGCGCGAAAGGCCCUGGCGAAGAAGGCUCCGGCGAAGAAGGCCCAGGCGGAGGAGGUCCAGGCGGAGAAAGCACCGGCGAAGGAGGUCCCGGUAAAGAAGGCCCCGGCGAAGACCGCCCCGGCGAAGACGGCCCCAGCGAAGGCGGCCCCAGCGAAGACGGCCCCGUCAAAGACGGCCCCAUCAAAGACGGCCCCGUCAAAGACGGCCCCGGCAGAGACGGCCCCGGCAGAGACGGCCCCGGCAGAGACGGCCCCACAGAACGCAGAGGCUGGCCCGAGCACUGUCGCUGCGCCGAAGCGCAGAAGGGCGAACAAAGCUCAGGGGCCCGAGCUCGACCCCGCUGAUAUAAAACGCGUAUACCCAGUGAUGCCAAACAGCAAGGUCCGCCCGGCGCUUGGCCUACCAAUCUCGGUCGUCCAUGCAGAAGACAUGCGGCCCGAUAUCAUGGCCCUCCGAAUCCAGGAGCUGCAAGACCAGGUCGGGAGUAUGAGCGAGCGCAUCGUGGCGCUUGAGGUUGCCAACAGGGCAUUGCGGGAGGACCAACGCCUUAUCAGUCGCGCGUGGCUCGCCGGUGACGGAAAUCCAACCUACGUCACCGUCAUCCGGGAGAUGGUCAACAGGAUGCAGAUGAACAUGGGGUGGGAGGAUACGGGUUCUUACAGUGAAGGGGGAUCGCCCCCCGUUCGAUGGAGUCCCUUGGCCGACGAGGAGGGCGUCGAGGAGGAGAUGAUGGACCGCAUGUCCGUCACGCCCAGCCCCGAUCGUCCCUGGCCACGCCGCAGCCCCUCCCCGAGGCCUCAACCGGAGAAGUCCCGGCCCCUUGAAGACGACGCGUCACAACCUGCGCCCAACGUCGAGCGUCCGUCUGAAGUGACGACGAGGGUCUCUCCGCCGAGUACGUCAGUGGAUCAUCCGCCGCCCGUGCCACAGCCAACUGGAUUGCCGCCGUCUGCAAUCACCACAGCAAGCGCACGCCCGGCCAAUCUCACCCCGAUUGGCCGGACGAUAAGUCAGGUUCCCGUUCCAACGUCGUCCACACUCAGAACGCGUGGACGUACGCCGCCGGCUGAGGCCUCCAUGUCCGACCUGCGACUGGCCUUUCAGAGGGCUUGGAUUCCGCCCGACCUGUUCAAGAAUCUUCCUCUCCGUCAAGCACAGUCAUCAAGCACUCUGCCAAUUGCCGCCGUCAAUCCCGGGGCAUCUUCGACAGCUGCCCAACUCGAGCAAGCCAAGGCCGUGGAGGGUGGUGCACUAACCGACGCCGAACCCACCGUGAAGGCCGCCGGCACCGUACACGGUGAAGAGACGGUACGGGCAGCAGCACCGGAGGGCAGUGGUACCGCCGUCAGUGCCGUGUCGGACACCGGUCCCGAGGCUAAGCUCGGGGUGGACGCCAGCACGGAACAUGCGAGCGCCGUCGUCUGUCCACCCGCCACUCAGGCAACGUUCACCGCCGAGCCUGAAGCCACUGCCGAGCCUUCUCCAACCACCACCGCUGCGCUGACCGGCGAGGUUCCCACCACCACCGCUGCGCUGACCGGCGAGGUUCCCACCACCACCGCUGCGCUGACCGGCGGGGGUGCGUUGACCACCGCUGCGCUGACCGCCGAGGUUGCGUUGACCACCGCCGUGCCUGCUUCAGCCCCAGGGGACGCCCCGAUUACCGAGGCGCACUCCACCACCUCCGAAGGUGUGUCUUCAGUCGGGGCGGCACCUAGGUCAGAAGCGGUGCCCACUGCCAACGGACCGCCGAUGCCAGCACCGGCGGGCAAUGCUCCGCAGAUGGAUGGGGAACAGAUAGGAGGCACUGCAGAUGACGAAGAACGACCGGAGACAGGUGAGCCCACCACUGCUGCAAUGGACACCACGGAAUGA